Molecule: messenger RNA, 3819 nt
Organism: Pogonomyrmex barbatus (red harvester ant)
Lineage: Eukaryota; Metazoa; Arthropoda; Insecta; Hymenoptera; Formicidae
Biological process (GO): stabilization of membrane potential; potassium ion transmembrane transport
Cellular component (GO): plasma membrane
Molecular function (GO): outward rectifier potassium channel activity; potassium ion leak channel activity
Source: RefSeq, a predicted model, not a curated record
ACGCCCACGCAGCGGAAGUUAAUUUUUCGCUGCAUGCGAGAGAAAUUAACCACGGGCGCGUUAUACGUGAUGCAGCUACGUGCCAAUCUACGUCUUGUUCGCACUGUAAAAUGAAUAUACGGAUGUCAAAACAAUUUUGUGCCGGCGUGCUUCUUCGCCUUUUGUUCGGUGUACGAUUUGUUGCAUAAAUACAAAUGUGCGUUUCAUUAUCAUUCUUAUUCAUAUAUUGUUAGACGAAUGUUUUCAAUUCAUUUUACUUGAUAUCACAAUUAUGAGAAUUGUUUUAUUAAUAAAUCAGAAUUAGAGCAAUACGGUCAACACAAGGGGAUUAUAUAUGCGUAGGCGCAUACAUCGAAUUUCUGCAGAUACCUUCAUCUAUAAUAUGAAAUUGAAAGCACCUUUCCUUUUUUAAAGCCAACGAAUUUUUAAGAUUCGAUAAAUUGCAAUUCCUUUUUAUGCGAGACAUCGACGAUAUCGUAUCAGACAUUAAAGUCUGCCACAUUGAACGAAGCCGCUGGAUAAGCCUGUUUUACGGCUGAUAUUUUUUUCCCGUCUUUUCCCAUACUACCUUUAUCUUUUCCGUUAACUUAUGUCCUCUUCUUUCUUUGUAACAGGUGGUGACGAACAGACUCCGUGGGAACGGCGCAGAUACUCUGUGUGAAAUUCUCUGAGAGGUGAGCGAGAACUCAGCGAAGCAGUAAAGUGGCGACGUUCCUCUAAGCUUCAAGAGAAAUUCAGAAGACAACACGCGAUUUAUUUACAUGCGGCGAGUGCAACCGUUCCGCUCGUGGCACGUGAAAGACACAAGUAAAUUACUGGUUCGACUUCGGGCGUGCUAAUCGGCUUCCCAACGUGCGGAAAGUCCAAUUCUCUAUAGAGAUUGCUCGCGAGUGCCCGACGGUGCAUUAAAACGGCGGGGAGAUUCGCCGAGGACGAAGAGAGAUAAAAUAAGGAAAAAGCUUCACUAAAACAUUCAGCAAGCGCGAACCGGCGCCCACGGACGUACAUCGGACUUGCUUAUUACGGAAAUCCAGUUUGUUGGAAUGAGGCUUUGAAGUUUCUAUCGCUUGCCGACGAACCGUGCUCCACCUUCUUCCGCUGCCAUUCGUUUUUUGCACGCGGACGCGGAAGGAAAGAUGGGAGAGCGGAAAACUGAGCGGCUUCGGAUUCAGACGGCAGGACGAUCGUGCUAUGGAAAAAUGACGGAAGUGUCCGCACUACGUACGGUCGAGCAUCCCUUUGCUGUCAGAAGAUCCUGCCAGGAUAUCAUCCAGUCGAGCGAUUUCGACCGCGCGUCGUAAUAAGAAAUCGACAGUGACGAAAAUCAAAGUGACAUCUGGUCGAAUGACGCCGGUGAAUUUGAGUGCUGGUCGAAGAAACGCGAAGAAAUCCGUCCCCUAGAUUAUAGCUCGCGCGAAACUUCAGUCAUGCGGCUGUGGCGAUUGAAUCUACGAGAUCCGAGGACGCGCGUACGAAGAAAACUCUAUUAUAAAAUUUCGUUUCUGUCAAGAGUCUUGCUUUCUUAUCGCAAAGUAUGAUAAUUCGAGAUAACUGUACGCACAAGGAACGUACGAAGGAAUGAACGUAAACAAGUGGAGAACGAAUUAGUAACAGACAGACCGGAAAUCGAUAACAGAGUGCAAAACCUUUGACAUCGCCACGAAGCGCGAUAUAAUUAUCGAAAGUCGAUAAAUCGUUCGCCUUCGGCUGUUAACUUAAUUAUUCGCGACAAGUGGUGUGUGGCAAAUGCGCGCAUACGGCGAUAUAUCCGGCAACAAACGUGAAAUUGACGGCGAUAGGACUCGGUGAUUCUCGGUAGGUAGAAUAAAGAAGAGAGGAUGGAGAAGGACAACGUUAGACAUUACAGAGCUUACGAGGGUUUCAAGCCGGCGAACAACGGCAACACCUCGUCUCUGAAGAGAUCGACGUCGGAACGCUCGAAGACGCAUCCGUCUCGCCAAGUGAGAUGCUUGUGCUUCGGCGGUGUGCCUGACAAAGCCAGUCAGCAUUCCUUUUUGAAGGGAUUUAUCAUAAACCUCGGGAUAUGCGCCCUUCUCGUAGCCUACACCUUAUUGGGCAGCUUCAUCUUCCUGGCCAUCGAGAACGGGACCGUCGAUGGCGUUGGUCUGCAACAAAGGACCCUUGCCACGACGGUGGCUGGAAAUCAGCAGCACACCAGACGGAACACCAGCGCUUGGCUAAAACAGCUGAAUCACGAGGCCCGGACAAAGACCGUGGAGAGCAUAUGGAUGAUUACCGAGCACUUGAAUGUUCUCUACCGUGAGAACUGGACGAAAUUGGCCGACCAGGAGAUUGCGCGAUUUCAGGACCAACUAGUGAAAAGGAUCACGGAGGACAUGAUGGCGACCCAAAAUGCAGGAACAUACACCGGGAGUUCCACCAGCGAAACUGUAACGGAACGCCAUGUGCCGGAGUACGAAUGGAACUUCGCGAAGGCAUUCCUCUAUUCUCUGACAGUGCUCACCACAAUUGGAUGUGGAAGUAUCGCACCGAAAUCUCCUUGGGGCAAAGUCGCUACGAUGGGUUAUGCCAGUCUCGGGAUACCUUUGACUUUGGUCUAUCUGUCUAGCGCAGGAGGUCUCCUAUCAAGGUGUGCCAGAGGCGUCUUCACGCGAGCUCUUUGUUGCUGUCUUUGCUCGAAUUGCGGUUACUGUUGCUAUGACGAGAGACGAAUGCAGGAGAAAGAGCGGCGGAUGAGAAAGAAGCGGCAGCAAGAGGAAUUGGCGCAACAGCAACAGCAACAGUUGCAGCUGCAGGAGCCCUUUUAUGUUCGCGCGAAUGCAUCGACAUUUACCAGCACAGUGGAAAUUAAGGCCAGCCCGAAGGACGAAGUUUCAAGUCUCGGCUCGGGCGACAGGCCAAAUGUUACUAUACUCGCACCAAUCAGUAUUUGCCUCGGUGCGAUGCUGUGCUACAUCAUUGCCGGAGCAUUCACCCUGCACAAGUUGGACGGUUGGUCAUUCAUAGAUGCGAGCUAUUUCUGCUUCAUGAGUCUGAGCACUAUUGGCUUCGGCGACAUGGUGCCCGGGUCUUAUCCUCGCCACUCCCUCGCCAACUCGAGAAACGUGACGAUCUGGUUUUGCUCCUGCUACAUAAUGUCAGGAAUGGCCCUGACGGCGAUGUGCUUCAACAUCCUUCACGACGAAAUCGUCCAUCGGCUGAGUCACCAAACGGACAAGCCGGAACCGGUGAAGCCGAGCUCGUCCGUAGACGAGCUAUCGACGGACCCGUUUGCGCUGACCUCGUGACAAUUUCCGUCGGGCAAUCUGUGCCACAGGAACGGCACCGAUGAGAACAAUAUAUGUGGCACGGAACCACCCACCAAUAUAUUCGCGCACGAGAACGAGAUCAACAUCCUGAAGGACACUUUUAAUCAGGUGGACGUUACCAGAGACUGCAAGCCGAUCCUGAAACUCGAAGAUCACGUUCCACCAAUCUCUGCUGUCUAUAUGUUGCCCAAGGUCGACGAGGAGACCGAGGAAAAUACGGAAAUGUGAAACUUGGACGCGGAUUUCCGGAGAUUGACAGUCCGACGGCCAGGUUCAAUCAACUGGAGAUUACCCAGCAGCGUUUUUACGAAUCGUAACCCAAAUGGAUAGGUAUAUAUAAUACGUUGUAUAUGCUAAAGUGUGUUGUCAGAUGUUGCACAAGUGUGUUGCGACGAUGAAGACAUUUUUUUUGAAUCUAUCAUUAAUUUUGAAUUUAUGAUUAAGACUCCGUAGUUAACGACUUUAAUAAAGUCGAGAAAGUAACGAUGCCCAAAGUUUUGUUUUUGAAUUUUCAUUGGACAUAUAAGAA